Messenger RNA from Capronia epimyces CBS 606.96, 1899 nucleotides. RefSeq lists its product as uncharacterized. Lineage: Eukaryota; Fungi; Ascomycota; Eurotiomycetes; Chaetothyriales; Herpotrichiellaceae. The coding region runs from base 1 to 1899 and encodes 632 amino acids. Gene Ontology annotation, molecular function: zinc ion binding; DNA binding; DNA-binding transcription factor activity, RNA polymerase II-specific. Gene Ontology annotation, biological process: regulation of DNA-templated transcription; DNA-templated transcription. The transcript is spliced from 2 exons. The record is from RefSeq and is a predicted model, not a curated record.
AUGGAAUGUCGAAGGCAUAAAAUCAAGUGCGAAGUCAAGAUGGGCGAGGGCUCAUGUACGAAAUGUCUCCGGAGCGGCAUUGAAUGCGUCUUCCAGGAUCUUACUCAGAAGUUUCAGGAGGAAGAUGCCUUGUGGAAAGCUCAGACCAAGAUGGAGAUGGGACAGAUGCGCGCAGCCAUUCAGUACCUCCUCAAACACAGCCAGUUACCAGAUCUCUCAAGCUUUCACGCAGCAUCAGCCGCCACCAGCCCGGCGAAUCCAGGUUCGGCUUCCGCUCUGAUCGUGCCGCCCAUGGACAUGACCCGCGAGAACUCCCAAGAACCUCAAUCCCGCGACGAUUCCGGGCUCGUCUCGGCUCCAAUGAGCAGCUUGUACGACCUCACUCGCCUCAAAACCCUACGGAGCUCGGUCUUGUGGAGACAAAACGCCAAUAUGCUGGACGAUGAUUUCAUCUCCCAAGGCAUCAUCUCCCUGGAGGACGCCGAGCAUCUCUUCGCCCACUAUCUGCAGAACAACAACCAAUGGCUGUGGGGAGGAAUCUUGCUCCCACAUCAAACAUUGGUCUCAGUCAGGCGUUCAUCUACCCUGCUCACCGCCGUCGUCCUCACUAUCUCUGCUUUACAUAUGCCCCACAGCGACCAGCUGCUACAGAAUUGCUACAGCAUCUUUGUAUCCCUGGUAAGCAAUACUUGUCUCUCUCGACACCAGACUCUCGACGAUGUUCGGGCGCUGGGGCUGGGAGCCUUCUACCUCUCGAACCUCAGUUGGAAACUUUCGGGUAUGGCUGUGCGCCUCGCCGUGGAAAUGAAUCUGCACCAAUCCUUUCAGAAAUUCGUCCGAGCUCAGCCUAACCAGCAUGAAUGCGUCCGUCUCUGGUAUGCGCUGUAUGUAUGCGAACAUCAUUUCAGUAUUGCCUACGGUCGACCACCCAUCAUCGGGGACGAUGUGGCGGUCAAGAAUGUGGAGAGGUUCAUGGAGAGCCCAGCCCUGGUUCCAGGAGAUGUCCGGCUUUGCGCUCAAGUGGCCCUCUUCCGCAUCCUCACCGAAGCCUACGUGGAAUAUGGGAGUGAUCCUGAGCAACCCCUGGGCGAACAAGACUUCGAGCGACUCCGUGUGUUCAACGUUGUCAUCGAGCAGUGGAGACUGACGUGGCAGGCCCGGUCUGCUGACAGUGCGGAGGUCGGGGCGUACCCUUCCAAGGGAAUUGUGUUGUACUACCAUUUUGCGCGCUUUCAGCUGAACUCUCUGGCCCUGAGAGCCGUGGCGGGCCCCAAUAGUCCACUCGUGGAGCCGCUGACUUAUGACCGCCGGGAAGCGGCCAACAUUGCCAUCUCGGCGGCAACCAGCACACUGACCCUGAUUCUUGAGGAGCCCGACAUUCGGCGGGCCAUGCCAGCAGGCGUGCCUGUUUUCACACACACCAUGGUGGCCUUCUGCACGACUUUCUUGUUGAAGAUGGCCAUGAAGUGGAGCAGCGCCUCGGCGCUUUCACUGGGCAACUGGAGCCAAGAGACAUCAAACCUGGGCCUCAACUUUAGCAUCGGACAAGUCAUAGCGCUCAUUCGCAAAUCUGCCGACUUCCUGGACGAAGUUUCGCAGAAAUUGAACCAGAAACACCUGACGAGGCACGUCGUUGCGGGGAUCCGUUACCUCCUCAAGAGCUUUGACACGGAGAUUGAGGUGUCGAGCAGAGACGGAGCUCCCAGUUACCCGCAAAGCCACACCCAAGAGCCAUUUAUCACCACUCUGGACUCUACGAACAAUGCAUCGUCAGAGAACAUGAACGGCAACUACAACUUCAAUUUCUAUGACUUGGUUGGUUCUUAUGGAUUCGGAUUUGACGAGUCAUACUUGGGACAGGUUGAAUCCCAUGAUCCUGACUUAUGGUCGUAUACAUGA